Emiliania huxleyi CCMP1516 is the source of this 1893-nucleotide messenger RNA. RefSeq lists its product as hypothetical. NCBI's taxonomy places the organism in Eukaryota, Haptophyta, Isochrysidales, Noelaerhabdaceae. Bases 497 to 1720 code for a protein of 407 amino acids. The transcript has 5 exons. The record is from RefSeq and is a predicted model, not a curated record.
GUUCAAGGUGGCGCGCGAGCUGCCUCGGCACGCGAGCGAGCUGGGCCUCAUCAUCCUGCGCAAGGCGGGCGCGCGCCACGACGGUGGGCGCGCUUUCGCGGCGGAUAGGCGAUCGGUGCAGGGCGCGCUGACCGGCCUCGUGCGCGGCGACCCGCCGGGCGGCUCGCCGCACCGGCCGACCGUCGACAGCUACUUCGUAGACGUGUAUGAUGUGCGAGCUCUCUACUCCGCAUCCGCCGACUGGGAGCGGUACUCCGGCCCCGACCUCCCCUCCGGCGAGCGGCUCAGCGGCCGCUGGUUCCUUCACAUCCCCAACCGGUACUACUCCGACGUCGUGAUGUCGCAGCAAAGGCAGCAGGCCGUGCCAGAGGAGCGCGCCGAGCUGCCUGGGCUGCCCGUGCGAGCGCUGGCGUCACACAGAGCACGGCGCGUGCCCUCAGGACCGACCGGCCCUCUUCGAAUACCAUAGGCGACGCAGGAGCACUGGCAGCAGUGCAUGUCGCGCCUCUGGCACCGGCUGCCGGCAGCCGAGCGGCAGGCCGCCGCGGGCAAGCGCGUCCUCGACGUCUACGAGACGUGGGCGCCAACCAACGAGAUGAACGCGCAGCGGCUGCAGGAGCAUCGCAAGGCGACGGAACACCCCGUGUGUGUGGUGCCCUCCGAGACGCAGGGCCAGCCCCCCAAAGGCCCCGAUAAGGAGGUUGGCCAGAUCCCUCGCACCUUCCUGGGCGCGGUGGGCUCGCCCACCGUGUUGACCAAGAACCAGUGCGUCUUCUUCAAGCUCAACAACGGCGCGCGGGGGACGAUCGUCGCCUUCCUCUUCAAGCCCGGCGAGCAGCCUCCGCAGCACUUUCCGGUCGCCGCCGUCGUCAGCUUUCCGGCCUACGACGGCCCCGCUUUCUUUCGCGGCGCUGGCCGCGAGAAGUGGGUCCCCGUUCCAGUCAACCGCAGCUUCAGCAAGGACGAGUCGGGCGCGACGGGCCAGCGCGCCGGGCACGCGACGCGCACGGGCGUGCCUCUGCGCGCGGGGUACGCGACGGUCGCGCACAAGACCCAGGGGGGGAGCUUCGGCGACAGCAAGGACGUCGAGUUCAUGAUCGCGCACGUCGCCAACCACAUCUCGAUGGAGAAGCUGUUCCUCGGCCUCAUUUACACGCUCUUCUCGCGCGUCGAGAAGGACUCGGACUGGGCGCUGGGCGAGGCGAUCGACGCCGACCGGAUCACGUACGUCAACAGCGCGCCCGGCAUGGCGAGCCGGCGGUGGGAGGACGCGCGGCUGAAGAUGGCGAGCGCGCACACCGAGCGCAAGUAUGCACACCUCAAGAGCUUGGCGGCCUUUGUCCGCCAGCUCAAGGCGUGGGACGAGGCGUGCGCCGACGGCCGCUCGUCGUGCUGGUUCGAGACGGAGGGCGACCUCCCGCGGCUGGCCGGGGAGGCGCUGCUGGCCGAGGCGGCCGCGACGGGCGCGAGGCGGAUCGCCUUUGACGCCGUCGCGGCGCGUCUCGAGGCGACCGCGGCGCCGCCGCCGCCUCUCGGCACCGCCUUGGCCGCGUGGCCCACGGGGUGGGGCAUCGAGGAGGCGACGGGCAACUUCUGCGGGCUGGCGCACUGGGCUGUGGAGGUGUGGCACGCGGCCGGGUCGGUCGACGCGAGCCGGUGGCAGGUCGAGGCUGACGGAGGGCGCCUCUUCUUUGUGCGGGUCGCGGGAAAGGCCGCAUAAUCGCGCUCUCCGCCGAGGCCCGCCUCGGCGACGGCGCUCGCCGCGCAGCAGCAGCAGCAGCAGCAGCAGCAGCAGCACGUGAUUCUUGACACAUGAUUACACUACACAGUCCUCCCUUCGGUUGUCGUUUCGAAGCUGUUUUUUUCUUCUAUCGCAGCGCACUCGCAUCUGUG